Messenger RNA from Drosophila eugracilis, 991 nucleotides. RefSeq names its product TBC1 domain family member 7 (gene TBC1d7). Bases 7 to 924 code for a protein of 305 amino acids. Gene Ontology annotation, molecular function: GTPase activator activity. The record is from RefSeq and is a predicted model, not a curated record. Gene Ontology annotation, biological process: negative regulation of TOR signaling; activation of GTPase activity. The transcript is spliced from 3 exons. NCBI's taxonomy places the organism in Eukaryota, Metazoa, Arthropoda, Insecta, Diptera, Drosophilidae.
GACGGAAUGCACAUCUCUAUUAUUGAGAACAAUGCAAAGAUGACCAUGAACACUGACGAGCGAAACUUCAGAUCCAGCUAUUACGAGAAAUGCCUUAUUAACAGUGUCGAGGAGAAGAAGUCGCUGAACAAGCUGCUCCAGGAUGAUAUCCGUAACCUGAACAAGCUGAAGCAGUUCUGCAUGAACUAUACGGUGCCCAACAUACACAGAAGCUAUUUGUGGGCCCUGGUAAUGGGAAUUCUGCCACUCCACAAGGCGUCCACAGCAUACAUACGGGAUCAGAGAAGCGAAAUGUACGAGGAUCUGCUCCGUGCUGUGACUGUGCUCCGAUGUGCCGAUCAAAAGGAAAAGGAGCUUGUCAUGCACACAAUGUGGCUUCUUGAAUCCAAUCGACUGUGGCACGGCAACGCCAGUUCAAGUCUCCAGGCUGAAGACAUGAACUUUAUCGAGAUUGUGCGCACGCUGCUCCAGAUAUUUACCGACGACGUGGAAACCUACUGGAUAGCCAAGGGAUUCUACAAGUACACCCGCGAGCUAAAGAAGGAGUGCGUCAAGCUGAAGGAGCAGACACAGAUUAUGCUUAAGCGGGAGGAUCAGUCCUUGUUCAACCACCUAGAGGAGCUCGGCCUGUUCAAUAGCAGCUCAACGCUCUUGGACAAUUGGUAUAUAACCUGUUUUGCUGGCGUCAUCUGCGAGACUGUUUUGGUCAAGAUCUGGGACAAAGUCUGUGGCGGCUCUCGAAAGAUUGUCGUUUUUUUGUUCGUUGAAUUAGUCAAAGAUAUAAAGUCCCUAUUACUGAAGCAAAAAUCCCUGACAGACGUCAAAAGGCUAAUUGAAACGGUAAAGGAUCUCGACGGUGUUAUUGUGAACAAGGCCAUUAAAUCUCUGCAAAACAACAGCAGUGAAGUCGAAUACACUCACUAAGUUAAUCUACAUGAUUUUUAUAUUGAGCAUGUAAAUAGCGAAAUGAACUAAAUGUAUUUGAAGACGA